Molecule: messenger RNA, 585 nt
Organism: Aureobasidium vineae
Lineage: Eukaryota; Fungi; Ascomycota; Dothideomycetes; Dothideales; Saccotheciaceae
Source: the annotation of a GenBank genome assembly
AUGUCGCUCGAGUCGCACUAUCCUUCGAAUUGUCCAUUUUGUCGUAUAAGCGAGGCGUAUCCUGCAUCGUCCGGCACACCCAUACCCUCGGCUCCCGACCCAACUCUCGUUGACCCCAAUGCCUUCGUUAUCCUAUCCUCUGAUCAUGUUCUCGCCUUCCUGGAUAUCCUGCCCAUGACCACUGGACAUGUCUUGCUCACCACGCGCGUACAUCACGAGAAACUGAGUGAAGUGCCUAUUGGGCCUACUGCCCAAGCCCUAGGAUACUGGAUGCCACUAAUGUCAAGAGCACUUGCCAAAACGCUGGAUGUCGAGGACUGGAAUGUUGUACAGAACAACGGAAUACGUGCCGCUCAAGUUGUGCCUCAUGUGCAUUUCCACUUCAUCCCUAGGUACUCCGAAGGUCGUCGUCCCCCAUCAAAGAAAAGCAAGGGUGACACUUUCGAGAUCAAGAGCUGGAAGAUGUUUGGUCGAGGUCAGAGAGAAGAGUUAGACGAGGAAGAGGCGGUUGUGCUGGCUCAAAAUAUUAGGGAAGCUUUGAAACAAGAAGUUGAGGCCCUGGAAAAGGAUACGGCCAAGCUUUGA